Molecule: messenger RNA, 1759 nt
Organism: Puntigrus tetrazona (Sumatra barb)
Lineage: Eukaryota; Metazoa; Chordata; Actinopteri; Cypriniformes; Cyprinidae
Gene: foxn2a
Product: forkhead box N2a
Exons: 6
Coding region: 142-1359 (405 amino acids)
Biological process (GO): regulation of DNA-templated transcription
Cellular component (GO): nucleus
Molecular function (GO): cis-regulatory region sequence-specific DNA binding; DNA-binding transcription factor activity
Source: RefSeq, a predicted model, not a curated record
GGGGUUUGGUAGCGUUGCCGUGCGGCGUGAUCUGUGCGCAGCGCGGAUGGAGGAAACAGUUUGAGCAGCAGAACGCAACGACUACCGACGCGCUUCAGCGGAAAACGGCUCGGCGUGUUUCAGCCAGACGUCCUUGAUUUAAUGGGUCCCAUCAUCGGGAUGUCGCCGGAUAAGAAAGCCGAAUCGCCGGGUGCGGCGGGGGAGCGGGCGGGCCUCCGCGGGGUUUGCGGGACGCUCCCCGAAGCCGAGUGCGCCUCCGGUCCUCUGGCCACCAGCCUGGACCGCAGCUCCGGAGACGAGGAGCUCACCAACCUCAACUGGCUCCACGAGAACCUGCUCCAGAACUUCACCCUGGGCGGCCCCGAGGCCCAGUCCAGCCCCGGGCCGCUCUUCUACAUCGAGGGCAGCCCCGGCGCCUCCGCCGUGUCCUCGGGAGCGGUCCGCGCCGGCGACUCCGUCAAGUCCAAGCCGCCCUUCUCCUUCUCCCUGCUCAUAUACAUGGCCAUCGAGCAGUCGCCCAGCAAGUCUCUGCCCGUGAAGGACAUCUACGGCUGGAUCCUGGAGCACUUCCCGUACUUCUCCAGCGCCCCGACAGGCUGGAAGAACUCCGUGCGCCACAACCUGUCCCUCAACAAGUGCUUCCGCAAGGUGGAGAGGAGCCUUGGGAAGGUUAAUGGGAAGGGCUCUCUGUGGUGCGUGGACCCCGAAUACAGACCCAAUCUGAUCCAAGCCCUGAAGAAACAGCACUUACCCUCUGCCCACUCCUUCUGCACACCCCCUGCUUCCCCACCCAGUGCCUUCUCACCCGCACGUCACCUCUUCCUCCAGGGCUGCUCUCUCAAAGAGUCUGACAUUGAUGCUGCCACUGCUAUGAUGCUCUUAAACUCUGCCCCUGGACACCAUAGUGACCCAUGUGACCCGGACAGCCCCAUAGACCUCUCUCGCCCAGAUUCGGUCCUGGUGAGCAGCGACCCGAAGCAGGACCACAACUACAGCAGCUCGUCUUUCCAGCGCUGCUCGUCUCGCUCUUCCUCGUCCUCCUCAUCCUCGCUGUCCUCCCUGGACGAGGCCGGCUGCGACCCGGGCCAGGACCGGCGCGCCGGCAGCGAGGGCUUCCACAGCGACGAGGAUUCAGACGAGGAGAGGAACCCGCGCCUGCCCUCGCUCCCCGUCCGGCGCCCGCUCACCGUCAAGUACCCGCUUCCGGUCAAACGAGCCCGUCACGAGUCCAAACCGGAGCUGGACGACGAGCUGAAGGAGGCGGCCGGGUCCCUGCUGCACCUCGCCGGGAUCCGCUCCGGCUUGGAUCUCUCCAAGCGAACGGCCAAGAGCAAAAAGCCCGAAAAGCACCGGAAAUGAACGCUUUAGUGACAUUUUAACCCUUGGACUGUGCCUCACUUCAUUGAAACCUUUUUUUUUUUUUUUUUUGCGUUUUUAUACACGAGAGAACUCCCUCCCCGACUCAAACUACGGCAAUAGCAACCCUCAGCGCGGAGGUGAACGAAGCCAUACCGAGACUCACGGAGAAACGCAGGUGGUUGUGCUUCAGGAUGAAGGGGGAGAAACUGGUGUUUUUUUUCCUCUUAAACGUUUGCAUGCUUCCUCUUUAAGUGAGUGUCCUACUCUUCCAAGUGAAUCUGUGCUAUUUAUACAGAGAACGAGUGCAUGUCUGUGUUGUUCGGAGCACUAACCCCUCGUCCGAUUACGUCAAGACUCCCUCCUCGAAUUGUUUUGAAAUACAGAACAAAGAAUGCAAUAA